Molecule: messenger RNA, 2866 nt
Organism: Phoenix dactylifera (date palm)
Lineage: Eukaryota; Viridiplantae; Streptophyta; Magnoliopsida; Arecales; Arecaceae
Product: wound-responsive family protein
Biological process (GO): chromatin organization
Cellular component (GO): nucleus
Source: RefSeq, a predicted model, not a curated record
UUGAUGUACGGAAGGUCCGGGCGUUAGGACAAUCCCGCGCAAGAGGUGCGCUCCUGUUUCCGCGUCCGAGCGCUCGAGCGAGGCGAGAGAGAGAGAGAGGGGGGGAGAGGAGCGUUCCUUCAGUCCCUCCCCGUCGAAUGGUCUCCCCCGGCCACCACCGCUGCCGAUCCCCAAAUCCUCGAUGCCCCCCUCCUCCCUAUAAGUAGAAGAAGAGCUCCCCCGAUCUUGGAUGCCCUAGAAUCCAACCCUUCCCCUUCUCCCUCCCCCCCCCCUGCCGCGACAAUGGACGAGGAUAAGGGCGGGACCGCGAUCGUCGCCGCUAGGGCUUCCUCCUCCUCCUCCACCGUCCCCUCCGCCCCGCCGCCCGCGGUCUCCUCCUCCUCCAACCCCCCGAAGGAGGCGCCGCCACCGCCGCCCCCGGUGCCGGCCACCGAGCGGCAGCGGUUCUCGGUGGAGCUGCGGCCCGGCGAGACCACCAUCGUCUCCUGGAAGAAGCUCCUCAGGGAAUCCGGCAAGGGCACUUGCUUUCCCUCCUUCUGGGUCGACCCUGCCCUUGGUCCCCCCGCCGCCGCCGCUGCUGCGACUGUGGAAAAUGAGCUAAAAGAUGCAGUACCACCUCCAAAUCGUUUUAGUGCUGUUAUUGAGAAGAUUGAACGCCUGUACGUGGGCAAACAAAGCAGUGAUGAGGAGGAUCUUGAUGAUACUCCAGAUGAUGAUCAAUAUGACACUGAGGAUUCUUUCAUUGAUGAUGCCGAAUUGGAUGAGUAUUUUCAAGUUGACAAAUUGAGAACCAAACAUGAUGGAUAUUUUGUCAAUAAAGGGAAGUUAGAACAUGUUGAGCCUAUGGCAUCACCUGAUGUGGCACCAAAGAAAAGGAGAAGAAAAGAGUCAACAAAGGUUCGUGGGGAAAGGGAUCAUGAUCAUGUUCCCAGUGAAUCCAUAAACAUGGGUAAUAUGCGAAUCAAGGCUGCUGCAAGGAAUGCACCAUUGGUGGGAAAGAAAUUAUCAAGCCCUGCUAAAGUUCUGGCUCUUCCAUAUGUCGAAAAUUAUUAUGAGGAAAACAAACUUGCAGACAAUAAACUGAAUGCCCCUACAGGAGCCUACAACAAAAGGUCUGCUGUUCUCACCAUCAAUUUGGAAAAUCCUCCUUCUGUGAAACUACCAAAUAAGGAUAUCUCAUCACUACCAUUGGAAUCAAAAGAUUUUGAUAACCAUAAAGCUGGGUUGAUGCCAUCCGACCUCACUCAUAAAUCAAGAGGAACUGGCGAUUCUUUUGAUCCCAUGUAUCAGACAUCUCGGGACAAGGGUGUUUCUUCUCAAGUUGAAUUUCAAUCCAGGAGAUUGCUGAAUGGUGAGAACGAAGAAGUAUCAGCUAAAAUACGGCGCAAGGAGAAAUAUGGAACUGGCGAAUUUUCUGACAUGAAUUCUUCUGGGAGUGUCUAUACUACGCAAGCACAACCAACAUUCACAAGGGUGAAGGAAGGCUCCACUGUUAGACCGAAAGGCACAACACUUGAACGAGCCAUUCGGGACCUAGAAAAGAUAGUGGCAGAGUCCAGACCACCAAGUAUUUAUGUUCAGGAAACGGUUCAGGAAAUAGAUCCUUCAUCUCAAGGAGUUAAAAGGAGGCUUCCUCAGGAAGUAAAACAGAAGCUUGCUAAAGUUGCAAGAUUGUCGGCAAGCCAAGCCAAGGUCUCAGAAGAUGAGUUAAUUGAUCGUCUUAUGGGUAUUCUUGGUCACUUGGUGCAGCGGAAGACAUUGAAGAGAAACAUGAAGGAGAUGGUUGAAUUAGGUCUUUCAGCAAAACAACAGAAAGCUGAUAGAUUCCAGCAAACUAAAAAAGAAGUCCAUGAACUGAUCAGAGCACGUGUCUCGAACCUGAACUCUCACGUGGCUGAGCUGCAGGACAUUUCAGCUGAUGACUUCCAGGAGGUUAUCAAUAAUGAUGAAAGAAGAGCUCUAAAAGGAAAAUAUAGCAUGGAUACUGCACUGGAAGACAAGAUCUGUGAUCUCUAUGAUUUAUAUGUUGAGGGGAUGGAUGAAGAUAAAGGCCCUCAAAGCAGGAAGCUAUAUGUUGAGCUUGCAGAGUUGUGGCCACAUGGUUACAUGGACAAUGUUGGAAUCAAAGAUGCUAUAUACAGAUCCAAGGAGCGAAAGAGGGCAUUAUACAGGCAGAAUAAGGUUCGUGAUGAGGAGAGGAUCAAGAGGAAAAAAUUGGCUGCAGCAGUUAGGGUAGAGGAGACUAACCCGGGGCCAGCUUCUCAAGCACGAGCUGGACAAGAGAGACCAGUUACUGACCCUACUGGUCCAUUUCUUGUUUCUCCGGACAAGUUAGUAUCCAAUCAAUUGCCUGCCUCAUUAGGCAGAAUUACUGAUCCUACUCCACUUUCAAGUGAUUCCGGACAGCAACAUGUACUGAAAAAUCCUGACAAGGCUAAAGGAGGUAGCAUGAGUGUAAUCCCCGACGAUGGCAGCAAAGCUGUUGUCGAUAUGAAAAAGAAGAUGAAGAGGAAGUCAGAAUCAGACUUGGGGGAAAUCCAUGUUCAUCCUCUUAAGGUUCCUUCUCAGCAUACCAAGGAAAGGCACAAAUCUGAAAAGCUUACAGAUGACACAGAUGUUAGUCAGCAGUCUAAACCAAGCAUUCCGCUGCCUGGAGUUCCAGAUUCUGACCAAGCAAGCUGAUUCUGGUUCAUCAUAGCAUUACGAAAUAUGCCUCUUCCAGUCAAUUCUUUUGUGAGCAACUGUGUAGUAUAAUGCAGAUUCUCUUCCCAAUAUAACCAUGAGGAGAUAUAUGGCUGUCCCUAUUUUGCUUCUAACUAGAACGCAAAAUAAUUACUUGCUACCAAUUGAAUCAUUUUCCUUGUUA